AUGAGUUAUUAUUAUUAUUAUUAUUACAUUUUUCUGUUUUCACUUUACUUCAUUGGUUUCUUAGUGUGUCAAUGCAAUGCAGAACCUGUUGAAGACAAAAAAGCAUUGUUAGAGUUUGUUACUAAAUUACCACAUUCUAAGCCUUUGAAUUGGAAUUUGAGUUCUUCAGUGUGUUCUACUUGGAAUGGUGUAACUUGUAGUUUAGAUCAGUCUCGAAUCAUCGCGAUUCGAUUACCGGGAUUUGGAUUUAAUGGCACAAUUCCUGUUAAUACUAUUAGUAGAAUCAAAGGUUUGCAGAAAUUGAGUCUUGGGUCUAAUUUUAUAGGUGGUUAUUUUCCUGAUGAUUUUGUUAAUUUGAAGAAUCUUUCUCUUUUGUAUCUUCAGUUCAAUGAUUUUGUAGGUCCUUUACCUGAUUUUGGUGUUUGGAGGAACUUAUCUGUUGUUGAUUUGUCUAAUAAUAGAUUCAGUGGUGAAAUUCCCGAUGUAAACUUGCCUUUGUUGGAACAAUUGAAUUUGUCUAACAACAAUUUACAAGGUGUUGUUCCUGUUUCACUUAGGAGGUUUCCGAAUUCGGGGUUUGCUGGAAACAAUGUUUCUCUUGCAAGUUGUUUGAUGCAUUGUUCGAAAUCUGAGAAACAUGGGAGGGUUGGUGGAACAUUAGUGUUGGGAAGUAUUGUUGUUGGUGGUUUUUUAUGCCUUGCAGCAUUUAUUGUUUUUAUGUAUGUUUUGUGUUCUAAGAGGAAAGAUUGUGAUGUUUUUGAUGCCAAGUUGGAGAAAGGAGGGAAAAUGUCACCUGAAAAAGUGGUUUCUAGAAACCAAGAUGCAAACAAUAAGCUUUUUUUCUUUGAGGGGUGUAACUAUGCUUUUGAUUUGGAGGAUUUGUUAAGAGCUUCUGCUGAGGUACUUGGUAAGGGAACAUUUGGUGCCGCAUACAAGGCUGUACUAGAGGAUGCAACCACUGUAGUCGUGAAGAGGUUGAAAGAGGUAGCUGUCGGAAAGAAGGAUUUUGAGCAACACAUGAAUGUUGUUGGAAGUCUUAAACAUGAAAAUGUGAUUGAGUUAAAGGCGUAUUACUAUUCCAAAGACGAGAAACUUGUCGUAUAUGACUACUAUAGUCAGGGUAGCAUCUCUGCUUUGUUGCAUGGUAAGAGAGGAGAGGAGAAGGUGGCUUUAGAUUGGAAUACUCGGAUCAAAAUAGCUUUAGGUGCUGCACGAGGCCUUGCUCGUAUCCAUUCUGAAAAUGGUGGGAAACUUAUACACGGCAAUAUCAAAUCCUCAAACAUCUUUCUUAACACUAAACAGUAUGGUUGUGUGUCUGAUCUUGGCCUGGCAACCAUAAUGAGCUCAGUCUGCCAGCCUAUCUCGCGAGCAGCUGGUUACCGGGCACCAGAAGUUACAGACACCAGAAAAGCAACACAGGCUUCGGAUGUUUACAGCUUUGGUGUGGUGUUACUAGAACUUCUAACUGGGAAAUCUCCUAUCCAUACGACUAGAGGAGAUGAGAUUGUCCACCUUGUGAGAUGGGUUCAUUCUGUUGUGAGAGAGGAGUGGACGGCUGAAGUAUUUGACCUCGAGCUUAUGAGAUGUCCUAAUAUAGAAGAAGAGAUGGUGGAGAUGUUACAGAUAGCUAUGUCAUGUGUUGUAAGGAUGCACGAUCAAAGACCUAACAUGUCAGAAAUUGUGAAGAUGAUUGAGAAUGUGAAGCAAGUCGAUUCAGAGAAUCCACCAUCAUCUGAGAACCAAGUUGAAAAUGCAACACAGCAUAAAUCCUCUCAAGGUGACAGUCCACCUCCUACCAAAGGAGAUGAAUAA
Vicia faba (fava bean) is the source of this 1812-nucleotide messenger RNA. Lineage: Eukaryota; Viridiplantae; Streptophyta; Magnoliopsida; Fabales; Fabaceae. The record is from the annotation of a GenBank genome assembly.